GAGAAGACCAAAUCGACACUGAAAAAUCCAAUUGAAGAUAUCUCCACUCGGAGUGCUGGCUGUCCCCCUGGCCCCUGUCGACCAAAGCGAGGGCGGGAAGAUUCCGGCGGUACACAAGGAGCUCUUUGGGCAGCCUCUAUGAAGGAACUUUGGAUGACUCUGCCAGAUUCAACUCACCUCACUCGAUACUUACGAGCAUCUCCCAAUAAGCAUCAGAUAUCCCCGCUCCUGCAGCGUCACUUCCAACUUUAACCGCAUCCAGGGUGUUAUUAUUCAGGGAGAGCUUCUUUCGAAAACGAAAACGGUCUGGGAGUGGAGUUGAAGAUCUCUCCCGCCAUCUACACACCGCGCCCACGGUACGGCACCUACUGAACCCCCACCAUACCCAUACCUCUUUUGCCCCUCUAUUCUUAACGCCUGCCACACGCCCUCGCCCUCGACCUUGUUCUUGAGGUUCCGACGAGGUUCCAAGUUACUCACUCCUUGCGGUAGCCACUAGGUUCGAAAGAAUACGGAUUCGAGAAAAAUACACUCGGCGUAGCAUCAUGCUAGCUGAUUAGUCCCAAUUCGCCUCUUCUGACUCUUUCGUUGUUGGUCUUGUUUCUCGUGCUCUCUCCGACGCGCGCAAAGGCAAAGGUUGUGCCACGGCUUGUUUUCUUCCGUCGCCAUGGCAUCCUCAUCCACCCCAAGCUCAACCACUUCGGCCCCUGUAUCGAACCCCUCCGUCGCGCCGCCACCCUCGAACAAGCCCACGCGCAUUCUUGCCUGCGUUCUAUGCCAACACCGAAAGAUCAAAUGCGAUAGAAAUUUUCCAUGCUCCAACUGCACCAAGGCCAAUGUCAAGUGUACACCAUCCACUCCCGCCCCUGCGCGCAAGCGAAGACGACCAAACCAGGACCUCCAGGAGAGGCUGGCUCGCUGUGAAGAGUUGCUCAAAGAGUAUGCGACCGAGAAGCCCGAGGGCAGUGUGACGACGCCAAGAGCAUCGCAACAGCCCGCCUUCGAUGAGAGCUAUCUCAAAUGGCAGCCAGCCGGCCAGCUGGUUAGGGAUGAAGGGAGCAUGCGGUUCAUAGACAACCCAAUGCUGAGCUCUGUUUAUGAUGAGCUUCGAGCAAUGAGGCAAAUAGUCGACUCGGAUGACCACGAUGAUAGCACGUCUGAUACUGCGCCUGAUGAGAACUCAGAUCUCCUCCUUGGCGAUGGUUCCCCCAACAUUAAAAUCGAGACACUCUGGCCAGAUGCCGCCCAUGUGAUACGUCUGUGGCAGAUAUAUCUGGACAGGGUCAACCCACUGACAAAGAUUAUACACGUCCCGACUUUGCAACCGUACUUGGCCGAGGCGGUCGGCGGGUCGCAGUCAUUGCCGAAGAAUGUCGAAGCGCUCCUCUUCUCUAUUUUUCUCAUGGCUGUUGUCGCGCUAGACGCAGAUGAAUGUCAGAAUCUGCUGGGUUACUCGAGAGAGGAAGCGCUUCAAAGGUUCUCGUCGGGUGUGCGGUUGGCCUUGCUCAGGCUGGGCUUCCUUAAGACCCACGAUUUGACCAUUUUGCAGGCCCUUGUGAUCUACCUGAUCUCUCUACAAGGUCGAUACAAUCGCCAUGCCGCGUGGAUUCUCAACGGCGUAGUUAUUCGUAUCGCCCAAAAAAUGGGAAUGCAUCGUGAUGGUGAAACUCUUGGUCUCCCCCCAUUCGAGUCUGAAAUGCGCCGUCGGUUAUGGUGGCAGAUCAUCAUGGUCGAUUCCAAAUAUGCCAUCUUCUCUGGCCUCAGCCAUUCGCUCCUUCCACGAAACUGGGACACAAAACCGCCCAAGAACCUCAACGACGCCGACAUCUUCCCAUCAGCGACAGAGCCAUUCCAGGACCGCGAAGGGCCAACAGAGAUGAUUUUCUGCUUACUUAUAUACGCCUUUGCUAAAUUCCUGGUGGAAACUCCGGGCUUCGAUACCAUGUUCUUGCUAACCUCACAAAGCGACUUUGUAUCCGAACGUGAUGGAGGAGGCCCUCCUGAACAAGAAAUGAUCGAGUACCGGCGGACGGUAGAAACCUUGGGCAACAACCUCCUCAGCAUUCUCGACAAGUAUUGCGAUCCUCUCGCCGGCCCAGUUCACCAAAUGGCCGUCAACAUGCGGACGCACAUCAUCGAUAAGAUCAUGGAACUCAUCACCCCAGCCAAACACCAGCCAGAAUGGGGCGGAGAGGUCCGCACACUCAAAGACAACACCUUCAAAAUCGCCAUCGGCACAUUAGAGCACAACGAAGCAAACUACAUCUCCACCAAGGACAAAGGCUUUAUGUGGUUUUCCCUCGCACACUUCCAGAUCGAUAUCUUCAUGUACAUGGCUGGCCAACUCUGCCACCGCACAGAAGGUGUACUAGUCGAACGGGCUUGGAGACAGGUCGAGGUGGUUUACACGUUCCACCCCGAGCUAUUCGACACCAACAACAAACUCCAUGCCGCGCUUGCAGUGUUUAUCCUGAAGGCGUGGAGGAAGAGAGAAGAAACACUCACGCAAAGGACAGGCCACAGGCCAGAGACACCGUUCUACGUGGACAGGCUAAGGACAUCGAUGCCAAACGAUGACUACAAAUCGGAGCCUACACCACCAGAUCCUUAUACACCGGCAGCUUUGGCAGUGGGGGCACACACAGGCAUUCCGGACAACAAUCUGGACUCAUUCCUGGGGUACCUGGAUGCUAGUGCAUUGGACUGGGAUAUGUUUGGGAACCAGGUAAAUGGCGGGGCAGGAGGCUCAUCUUUUGGCGCUUUUGGGAUGGGCCCCCAGGUAGAAUGGUGAUCUUUUUUCUUGGGAUACAAGGAUGGAGCUCGCGGGGAAUAUUUUUGGUGGUUAAGACAAAAGAAUCUUUUUGGUUUAAUUGUCUUUUUACUUUGGAUAUAUGGCGGAAUUUUACAUAUACAUGGCUUAUUAUCUCCAAGACCGGGGGAAGCAGAGGGGAAAGUUGGGAGGUGGUCUAAAUACCUUUUUAUUUGUUUUGUUUGUUGAUAUGCUGGCA
Molecule: messenger RNA, 3008 nt
Organism: Podospora pseudopauciseta
Lineage: Eukaryota; Fungi; Ascomycota; Sordariomycetes; Sordariales; Podosporaceae
Exons: 4
Coding region: 668-2791 (707 amino acids)
Biological process (GO): DNA-templated transcription; regulation of DNA-templated transcription
Molecular function (GO): DNA binding; DNA-binding transcription factor activity, RNA polymerase II-specific; zinc ion binding
Source: RefSeq, a predicted model, not a curated record